CAGAGGGAGAGUGUCCCUGCGGCCCGAGGACCGCGGAGGGCUGGGCACAGGGUCCCCUCCUCUCGCUCACCACGCGGUCCCCGCGACUCCUCCUGCAGCCCCGGUGGCUGCGGCGGCAGAGCCUCGCCCACAAUCCCCACCCUCUGAUCUCCUUAGCUGUUGAAGAACAGCAACGCCUGGCACGUUCCUGGAGAACCCCGGGCGCAGCGGAGAGGGGGCAGGCGCAGGGGAACUCGAAAGGCAGCAUGCGCCCGCCGGGGGCAGCCUCGGCGCCUACGGUCUGAGGCUGCAGCCCCAGUUCGCCAUUGUGAGCCGCCGCCUGGGGAGCUCGGCCGCGCCGCCAGCCCCCCGGGUGCCGGUCCGCGCCGCGAUGGGGCACCUGCCCACGAGGACGCGCGGCAGCAGCCGCCUUCUGCCUCUGCUCUGGCUCUUUGUGCUGCUCAAGAAUGCUACAACAUUCCACGUAACUGUCCGAGAUGAUGAUAACAUCGUUGUCUCAUUAGAAGCUUCAGAUGUCACGAGUCCAUCCUCUGUGUAUGUUGUGAAGAUAACUGGUGAAUCAAAAAAUUACUUCUUCGAAUUUGAGGAAUUCAACGGAACUUUGCCUCCUCCUGUUAUCUUUAAGGCCAAUUAUCAUGGCCUUUAUUAUAUAAUCACUCUGGUAGUGGUAAAAGGAAAUGUGGUUAUCAAGCCAUCCAGAUCCGUCACUGUGUUAACAAAACCUCUACCUGUAACCAGUGUUUCCAUAUAUGACUAUAAACCUUCUCCUGAAACAGGAGUCCUGUUUGAAAUUCAUUAUCCAGAAAAGUUUAAUGUUUUCACAAGAGUUAACAUAAGCUAUUGGGAAGGUAAAGACUUCCGGACAAUGCUAUAUAAAGAUUUCUUUAAGGGAAAAACUGUAUUUAAUCACUGGCUGCCAGGAAUAUGUUAUAGUAACAUCACCUUUCAGCUAGUAUCUGAAGCAACUUUUAAUAAAAGUACUCUCGUAGAGUACAGUGGUGUCAGUCAUGAACCUAAACAGCACAGAACUGCCCCUUAUCCACCUCGAAAUAUCUCAGUUCGUAUUGUAAACUUGAACAAAAACGGCUGGGAAGAGCAGAGCGGCAGUUUCCCAGAGGAACCGUUCAUGAGAUCACAAGAUGAAAUGGGAAAAGACAAACUCUUCCAUUUUACAGAUGAAACUCCUGAAAUUCUCUCUGGCAACAUGUCUUCCGGUUGGCCAGAUUUUAACAGCUCUGACUACGAAACUACACCCCAGCCAUACUGGUGGGACAGAGUGUCUGCAUCUCCUGACAACGAAGAUGAAUUUGUCAGUGUACUUCCCACUGAGUAUGAAAAUGAUACACUCAGGGAGACUGGGAAAUCAUCAGCCUCUUUCUCGGUUUUUCCUGUACAAAUGAUACUGAGUUGGUUACCACCAAAACCCCCCACUGCCUUUGAUGGGUUCCAUAUCCACAUAGAAAGAGAAGAAAACUUUACUGAAUACUUGACAGUGGACGAAGAAGCUCAUGAAUUUGUUGCAGAACUGAAGGAGCCUGGGAAAUACAAGUUAUCUGUAACAACCUUUAGUUCUGCAGGAUCUUGUGAAACUCGGAAGAGUCAGUCGGCAAAAUCACUCAGUUUUUAUAUCGGUCCUUCAGGAGAGUGGAUUGAAGAACUGACCGAGAAGCCCCAGCACGUGAGCGUCCAUGUUUUAAGCUCAACCACUGCCUUGAUGUCCUGGACUUCCUCCCAAGAGAACUACAACGGAACCAUCGUGUCUGUGGUGUCCCUCACCUGCCAGAAACAGAAGGAGAGCCAGAGGCUAGAAAAGCAGUAUUGCAUUCAGGUGAACUCAAGCAAAUCUAUUAUUGAAAAUCUGGUUCCCGGAGCCCAGUACCAGGUUGUGAUGUACCUAAGGAAAGGCCCUCUGAUUGGACCACCUUCAGAUCCCGUGACAUUUGCUAUUGUUCCAACCGGAAUAAAGGAUUUAAUGCUCUAUCCCUUGGGUCCUACAGCGGUGGUUCUGAGCUGGACCAGACCCUACUUAGGAGUGUUCAGAAAAUAUGUAGUUGAAAUGUUUUAUUUCAACCCUGCAACAAUGACAUCAGAGUGGACAACCUACUAUGAAAUAGCAGCGACUGUCUCCUUAACCGCAUCCGUGCGGAUAGCUAAUCUGUUGCCAGCGUGGUACUACAACUUCCGAGUUACCAUGGUGACGUGGGGAGACCCAGAAUUGAGCUGUUGUGACAGUUCCACCAUAAGCUUUGUAACAGCCCCAGUGGCUCCAGAAAUCACUUCUGUGGAAUAUUCAAACACUCUGUUAUAUAUCAGUUGGACAUAUGGGGAUGACACGACUGACCUCUCCCAUUCUAGAAUGCUACACUGGAUGGUUGUUGCAGAAGGAAAGAAGAAAAUUAAAAAGAGUGUAACACGCAAUGUCAUGACUGCAAUUCUCAACCUGCCCCCAGGAGAUAUCUACAACCUCUCGGUAACAGCUUGCACGGAGAGAGGAAGUAAUACCUCUACGCUCCACCUUGUCAAACUAGAACCAGCUCCUCCAAAAUCGCUCUUUGCAGUGAAUAAAACCCAGACCUCGGUGACUUUGCUGUGGGUGGAAGACGGAGAAGCUGAUUUCUUUGAAGUCUUCUGUCAGCGAGUCGGCUCUGGGCAGGAAACAAAACUCCAGGAACCAAUUUCUGUUUCUUCUCACGUUGUGACCAUCUCCCGCCUCCUCCCUGCCACUGCUUACAACUGUAGUGUCACCAGCUUCAGCCACGACAGCCCUAGUGUCCCCACAUUCAUAGCCGUCUCAACAAUGGUUGCAGAGAUGAAUCCCAACGUGGUAGUCAUCUCCGUGCUGGCCAUCCUUAGCACCCUGCUGAUCGGACUGCUGCUGGUUACACUCAUCAUUCUUAGGAAAAAGCAUCUGCAAAUGGCUCGGGAAUGUGGAGCCGGCACUUUUGUCAAUUUUGCGACUUUGGAGAGAGAUGGGAAGCUUCCUUACAACUGGAGUAAAAAUGGUUUAAAGAAGAGGAAACUGACUAACCCUGUUCAGCUAGAUGACUUUGACACCUACAUCAAGGAUAUGGCCAGAGAUUCUGACUACAAGUUUUCUCUUCAGUUUGAGGAGUUGAAAUUGAUUGGACUGGAUAUUCCACACUUUGCUGCAGACCUUCCACUGAACCGGUGUAAAAAUCGUUACACAAACAUCCUACCAUACGACUUCAGUCGAGUGAGAUUAGUCUCCAUGAAUGAAGAUGAAGGUGCAGACUACAUCAAUGCCAACUACAUUCCUGGAUACAACUCACCCCAGGAGUAUAUUGCCACACAGGGGCCACUGCCUGAAACCAGAAAUGAUUUUUGGAAGAUGGUCCUACAACAGAAGUCCCAGAUGAUUGUCAUGCUCACUCAGUGCAAUGAGAAACGGAGGGUGAAGUGUGACCAUUACUGGCCGUUCACAGAAGAACCCAUAGCUUACGGAGACAUCACUGUGGAGAUGAUCUCAGAGGAAGAGCAGGACGACUGGGCCUGUAGAUGCUUCCGGAUCAACUAUGCCGAUGAGACGCAGGACGUGAUGCAUUUCAACUACACCGCGUGGCCUGAUCAUGGUGUGCCCACAGCAAAUGCUGCCCAGAGUAUCCUGCAGUUCGUACAUGCGGUCCGACAGCAAGCCACCAGAUGCAAAGGCCCCGUGGUCGUCCACUGCAGUGCCGGCGUCGGGCGGACAGGGACGUUCAUCGCCUUGGACAGGCUCCUGCAGCACGUUCGGGAUCACGAGUUCGUGGACAUCCUCGGGCUGGUGUCCGAGAUGCGCUCUUACCGGAUGUCUAUGGUACAGACAGAGGAGCAGUACAUCUUCAUCCAUCAGUGUGUGCGACUGAUGUGGGUGAAGAAGAAGCAGCGGCUGUGCAUCAGUGAUGUCAUCUAUGAGAAUGUCAGCAAGUCCUAGCGCAGAGCUCAGAGCAGACAGGACCACGAUGUACGUCCAUCCUCACUUGCUUCUGAGUUUUUUAGGGGCUCUGGCAGCUGUUUCGCUAAAAAGAGCCCCUGCUUUGUAGUAUGUGGCCAAGGAGAUCAUUUCUCUCAUAGGAGCAGCAGGAAGACUUAGCCUUAAAGAGCCUGCAGUGUCUUUGGACUCUUUCACUUCUGGACUUUUAAUAAAGGACCAAAUUCAACUGAACACCACAAAGGUCCAGACACUCUAUGAAGGGGAGGAAGCGCAGCACUUCCGAAGAGUUUCCUUCAUCCUUUGCUGGCUGGGCUGAAUUUUUCGUUGUCCUUGUUGUUUAAGUGCAAUAAUUUUUGUAUAUGUGUGAUUUUAUCAGAAAACUGAGUUGUGUUCUGCCCACACCGUCGAUCAAGCCCUAGCCCAGGAAGGAACAGACAUUAUCAGAAUCGAAUCAUACCUCACUGCCAGCAAGAGGCAUGGCCACACAUGAGGAAAGCGUCGUCCUGCUUCAAGGAAUCGGACCAGCGGUAUCUGUCUCUGCUAUUAAGCUACUGGAUCAGGAGUGGGGAGGGUGGAUGGGGGAGAAAAGUGGGUCCUGCCCACAAAUCAACUGCUUAUUUUUCCCAAAUAUGAACAGCUGUACAUCAGCUUCCAAGUAGAGUAGAAAAAAAUAUUUAAGUCUUAAUUGUUCUAGUUCUUGAUGGCUUUCGUCUCUAUUAAGGGUUAAGUGUUUCUUCCCAGGCCUUCUUGGACUAAUGUCACUAUCCAGGUUCUUUUUCAACACACCAGAUCUGGUUCAGGAGAGUUUGAAGUCUGACUCUUCAGACUCCAUUGCUGUCUGAGCAAUCUUGGUGCCUAUGCAUUCCUUUUUCUGUUAACCUGCAUACAGGUGAAAGCUGUUUCUUGGAGAGCUAUUUGCUGUGAAACACACCUCCUUCCCCUCAAAGAUCUGGAAAUUUCUGAAGUUAUGGUGAUGAACUGAAGCUACUUUUUGGGGUAAUAUCAUCAGGUGUCUCUAUGGUUCCAAUGGAGAUUUCUUUCUUUUUUUCUUUCUAGUUGUCAGUUUCAUUUUAACCAGUGUAACUAGUAACAGGCUAUUCUUUGAAUUUUGUAUACUUACAGUACAUGACUGUGUAUUGUGACAUGAAUGCGGUCAAAAUGGACACCGAAGGCAUCGUGCAGCCUAUCUCUUAGUGUCACUUCCUGAGAAAUAAGACGUGAUGAAAUGGAUAUACAGAGGAAAAAUUGGGGGUUGAAAGUAAACCCAAGCUGGCUGCUUCACUGUGGCAAUGUGUCCUGAGCCCUCUUUGUGCAUCUGAUCGUUGCCCCUCGCCCUGGCGUCCCUCUGAUCCCGAUCAUCUUCACAAAGCUACAUAAAUAGGAUCAGCUUAAUAUUUUAUCAGGAACCCAAGUGAUAGGGAAUGAUGCCAGGUGAACAGCUCUGCACCCUGCUGUCUUCUGUCACUGAGAAGGCCUGGC
Molecule: messenger RNA, 5410 nt
Organism: Manis pentadactyla (Chinese pangolin)
Lineage: Eukaryota; Metazoa; Chordata; Mammalia; Pholidota; Manidae
Gene: PTPRO
Product: protein tyrosine phosphatase receptor type O
Exons: 26
Coding region: 371-3931 (1186 amino acids)
Biological process (GO): negative regulation of canonical Wnt signaling pathway; peptidyl-tyrosine dephosphorylation involved in inactivation of protein kinase activity; regulation of glomerular filtration
Cellular component (GO): GABA-ergic synapse; glutamatergic synapse; plasma membrane
Molecular function (GO): protein tyrosine phosphatase activity; Wnt-protein binding; cadherin binding
Source: RefSeq, a predicted model, not a curated record